Closterium sp. Naga37s-1 is the source of this 2310-nucleotide messenger RNA. The record is from the annotation of a GenBank genome assembly. Lineage: Eukaryota; Viridiplantae; Streptophyta; Zygnematophyceae; Desmidiales; Closteriaceae.
AUGGAUUCAAAUGCACGUAUCGCGCGGGUGGUAGGCCUGCUCACUGUCAUUCUGUCCUUCAUUCAUUUCCAACCUGCCUUCGCCCUUCGAGUGCUAAGCAAUCCCGCAGCAGCCCAUGCCAGUGCUGAUAGCGAAGCUUCUCUAGUGGGAGCUUCAGCUCCUACUGCCUCUGAAUCGGGAACGAGCGGUCCAGAGGCAGCGAGCGUGAUGCAGAGUGGUGCAGCGGACCCGUGCACGCUGGAGAGUGACGUGGAAGAUCUUCGGUCCGUAGUCAACGGAGUCAACAACCACUACGUCUACAAGGACACUGCCGUUGACUCGCCCGACCAGACGAACCUUCCCAGCAGCGUCGACAUCGUCGCGGAGCUGACGGCCAUUCUGCAGCGCGCCGAGCGGGGCGAAUACGAACGGCUGAUGGACGCCCACGUGGACACGUUCAACGCGCUCAACGGCCUGAACGACGGCCACACGAUGUUCUGGUCCAACUGUUUCUUCAGCAUGGCUACCUUCGUCCUGCCGCUCCCGCUUUUCGCGGUCGUGGAGGACGGUCAGCAGAUCAUUCGCGUCGCCACGCUCCGAUACCUGGAGCGGUUCAAGGGGAUCGACGAGGACGCGAAGAAGCUCUGGGGUUUCGAUUUUUCCGCCUACGAGUUACAGCAGGUGCUCGCAAUUGAGGGCCAGCCGGCAGUGGAGUACAUAAAGCAGUGGGCGGACAAGCACGGCGGCAUGGUGCGCAACCCCAGUGCGCGCUUCAACAUGAUGUUCGCGGGGCUCGACCCGGAGGGAAAAGCCAGCUUGGGGCACCACGCGGGGGAGUUUGUUGUGCGGGAGUUGGUUCCAGAGAGCGACUCGCUGCAGGUGUCCAUUUUCAGAGGCAACAGGGGAGCAGCAGAGAACGUGAGUGUGCCAUGGAUGGCUGUCUCGAACCCACAGCCCUUCAACGACUCGCGCUCCUACUGGACCCUCAACUGUGCCAAGCACAACGAGCCCUGUGCAGGCGACGCUGCUGCUGGCAACGCAGCAAGCAGCACCAGCAGCGGCAGCAGUGGCAGUGGUAGCGGCAGCGAGGAGAAGCAGGCGCCGUGUCCUGUGUUUCAGCGUGACGUGCUGAGGAGGCGACCCCAGUACCAGCAACAUCAGCGGCCCCACAGGCGCCAGCAGCAGCAGCCACAGGAGAAGCAGGAAGGCAAGGAGGAAGCAGGGUCAUCAAGCAACGAUGCGCACAGCAGCGACAAGGUUGCACCCAGGAUACUGGCUGGAGAGGAGGGGGCAGCCAUCACAAUGGAAAAGGUGUCUGCUGACGAUGCCUACUACCUGGUGUAUCUGGUGGACAACCGCACGGCAGUGAUAGUGCUGCACACAUUCGGCGUGGACCCCACUACGGAGGCGGAGCUCGCAGUCAGCAGGCCUGGCCUGCUGCAUCCCAUCGACUACCUCGCUGAGGAGAUUCUCAGAGCCAUGGAUACCGCCAGGAGCAUCAACUGCACGGAGGUCAUAUUCGACGUGCGCGAUAACGGCGGCGGGUACGCCGCGCUGGCCUCAGUCACAGUCGUCGCGCUUCUCGGCACGCGCAACGUGCCUCUAGCGGACGCAACCCUGCCCAUGGAUUUCAUUAUAGGCACAAACUUCACCUGGAGCCUCGUGGAAGAUCAGGCCAUUCCCAAGUACGUCACGAACGCGUACACGCAUCCCAGCGACGGCGCGUCGCUCCUCUCGUCUGCUCGCGACUACACUCCUCUGCAAAACGUCUCCUUCUCCAUCGCCGGCCGCAGAGGCACCUAUACCGCGGAUUUUAAACAGAAUUUUGAUUAUUUCUACGGCCCCUUCGCGGAGCAACCCGGGUUGUCGGAGCCGUUUUUCGGCGCGCGGCCGUUUCUGUUUCUCGCGGACGGGGACUGCUUCUCCACCUGCGCCAUCCUCACGCACAUGCUGGGUAAACGCUACAAAGUACCCAUGGUAACCGUGGGUGGUUUCCUCGACCAGCCCGUGUCCGUGAGCGCGUCGUGCCUGGGCUACACCAUGCUCUCGUUAAACUGCGACGUCUCGGUUCCGCUAAGCCGCACCACCCACGCCAACGACCCGCGCGCGUCGAAACCGUUUAAGACGAACAUGGAUGUUUCCAUGGCGUUUACUAACGGGUAUGUGGACUCGGGCGUUCCGUGCGAGUUCGAAUUUCUGCCGAGUCAGCGCCACGUGGACUACACCGUCGAUCGCAUCGACAAGCCCGAGGUCAUCUGGAGCGACGUCGCGAAACUCUUCCCGGAAUUGCCGCUGCCACCGGUGAUCGCUCAGUCGCAGGCUGCAGUGUAA